UUGCGCUUAGCCUGAUGCAUUGUGGGAUUGCAACAUUAGGACGGAAAGUGUAGGGUAGGCUAUCAUGCAAAGAGAAUGAUCACUGUUUAAACCUAAACAAAUAAUUUAGCUAUCAUAUAUCGUAUCGAUUUCUAUUGCUCUUGAAGAUAAUUUUCAAUGUAAUGUGACUGCUACACUCUUCUUUAUCUUAUCAACGCUCCAAAAGAGGUAAAACAAGGCGGCCAGGAAGUGACCAGCCUUUCUCACACGCGGAUUCUCGAGUCGGUGGCAAAGACAGAGAAACAUGGCUUUUACAGACUCCACAGGCUCAAGUCACAAGUUUUUAAAGGAUGCAUCGCUACUGUAUCAAGACAUUUGUCCGGAGCAGUCACGUUUUCUCAUGGGGAGACACCAGACAAUGAAAGCUCCAGCCAAGUUCCAGCCCGUCCCUGAAGAAGAGCUCUGUCCCUUCUGUUUCCAGUGGCGUCGCCCAGACAACCACCACAUGCGGCUGCGUCCCAAGCGGCGUGCAUCGGUGCGGGUGCAGAGCGCGCUGCGGAGGGAGGCCAAGGGCAAGAGGCUCAGCCUGGCUCAGAUGGACAUCUUACGGAGGUUCAGGGGCUCCUCAUCAGCUCUGGUGGCUACAUGCCACACCUGUAACAACAUGUCCAAGCAUAACGGCGUCAACAGGAACUUCAUGGCCACUCUCUCCAAGAGCCACUGCACCCCCUGGAGCGCAGGCAAACACAAGAAUCCCCAGUCCACCAACAGAAGCCACGCCACCCCAAAGUCUGCCUCCAAAGACAAGACGCCCUGCAGUACGCCAAGGUCCACCGGUUCCUCCUCGGCCUCAAAGCCCGCAAGUGUGAAGAAGUCGGCCUUCUCCCGCCUCAAGAGGUUCCUCAUGCUGGAGGACAUCCAGAAGACCAAGACCAAGGGAGGACUCAAAGACUUCCUCUCCUCCCUCUGAAUGACUGACAAACACUGGGCUCUGUUGCAUGGGCCCAAGAGUCAGCCAUGACACCACCAUGAUAUGAAACUGAACCAGUCUCUCUGGCCUGCUUAGUAUUCAGAAUGGUCCUGCUGGAAUUCAGAAUGGUCCUGCUUAGUAUUCAGAAUGGUCCUGCUUAGUAUUCAGAAUGGUCCUGCUUAGUAUUCAGAAUGGUCCUGCUUAGUAUUCAGAAUGGUCCUGCUUAGUAUUCAGAAUGGUCCUGCUUAGUAUUCAGAAUGGUCCUGCUUAGUAUUCAGAACAACAAGGCUAUAGGGGGGAGGAGUCAGCUGUCAGUCAAUAAGCGCUACAGCGCCACCUGUUGAGAGAAUUAAAGGGGCAUGUUUUUUUCUUCUUCACAUGCCACCCCCCAACUGCCCCUGAGGUCCCCCUUCYGUAGAGCUGUCCAAACUGGGAAUGGUCCCACACCACCACAUCACUCAGGAAUUCCACUGUCCCAAUUGGAUGGUGGGAGUGGCAUCGGAAGCAAAGCUCACCCCUCUCUUCCAUGGCAUUUAUGAUGAGGCAGGCAAAAUAAAUUGUUUGGAGUUACAGCAUGUUUUGAUUUGAGGGGGUGAUUUUUAUUUGUUACAAUCACAUUUAUGAUAAAUAUGACUUUGUUAA
Messenger RNA from Salvelinus sp. IW2-2015, 1591 nucleotides. Its product is annotated as UPF0711 protein C18orf21 homolog. The record is from RefSeq and is a predicted model, not a curated record. Lineage: Eukaryota; Metazoa; Chordata; Actinopteri; Salmoniformes; Salmonidae.